AUGAGUUGGAAAUAUUUACUUGAAAAUCAAUUUGACGAAAACGAAUUAUAAUAAUAUUUUAUCAUUUGUAAGGAUGAUGAAAUAAUUGAAUUAAAAUAAAAUGGAGCUGAUAUUUUAGUAAACAACUAAAACAAAUAAGAAUUUGUUGAUUUAUGUAUCUAAUACUAUAGUGAAAAAAUGAUAUCAAAAUAGCUUGGAUAAAUCUAAACAGCUUUAUAUAAAUAUAUUCCAAAGGAUUAUUUAAAUAUUUUUACAGCUGAAGAAUUUGAAAUGAUUCUUUAUGGUGUAUCUGUUGUAGAUUUAGCUGAGUGGAAAUAGCAUACAACGUACAAAACUCCAUAUGCUGAUACUUCUCAACAAAUACAAUGGUUUUGGAAGAUAUUGUCUGAGUUCGAUCAGGAUUAACUAAAGAAGUUUCUACAUUACUGCACAGGCUCUUAUAGAAUCCCAGUUAAUGGUUUUAGUAAACUUGAGUCCAAUAGAGGAAUGUAUUCAAAAUUUUAGAUAGUUCCCAUUGAUUAUAAAAAUACAAAUUCUUUCCCAAUAGCUCAUACAUGUUUCAACAGACUUGAGCUUCCAAAAUAUACAAGUGAGGAAAUGAUGAGAAAAUAUUUGAGAUCUAUUGUUCUUAAUGAUCUUGAAGGAGUUUUUGGAAUGGAAUGA
Messenger RNA from Paramecium tetraurelia, 663 nucleotides. RefSeq lists its product as uncharacterized. Gene Ontology annotation, molecular function: ubiquitin-protein transferase activity. Gene Ontology annotation, biological process: proteasome-mediated ubiquitin-dependent protein catabolic process; protein polyubiquitination; positive regulation of protein catabolic process. The transcript has 3 exons. NCBI's taxonomy places the organism in Eukaryota, Ciliophora, Oligohymenophorea, Peniculida, Parameciidae. The record is from RefSeq and is a predicted model, not a curated record.